AUGCGUGCGCGAAUACGCCGUUGGUUUACAGACUUAAUUCUGAGAACCACUAUAUGCUCAGCCAACGUCCUCGCUAUACUACCAUUUCAUCGUAUAAGUGUCGAUAUUCGAUAUUUUUACGGCACGAUAUACACGAUUGUCCUCAUUAUGUGGGCGAAUUUGCGUGACCGCAAGAGUCCCUUGGAUUUCUUCAACCCAAUGUUUGAUUGUGGAAUCAUCGCGGUAGCUGAUAAUCGCGGCUGGUUGUUUGUUAUAUUCAUGUGUAGCCUGGCCUUGCUUACGAAUGUAAUUUUCCACGUCUCAAGUCAUUUCUUUCUGGCCGUAUUGUUUACUUAUCGCUUUACUUGGGUCUUGAAUCGRCGUUUGGCAAGUAUGGCCGGCAACGAAGUGUCAUCAAGUCGGCUGCGGGUUUUGAGCAAAGAAAUCGAUAGCAUWGCUUGCAUCUACACACGCUUGAUUCGGCUGUGCGCGCACUAUACACGCAUACAUCAAUACCAAUUGUUGCUCUUGUUCGGCUCGAUGACCCUUUGCAAUAUUGAAGUGCUAUUCUACGUGCGCCUGCUUUGGAGCGGCAAAGUGAGCAAGUUGAACGCCUUCAAUGUUUUUGCAAUAUUGCAAAUAGUUGUUGUAAAUAUAUUGGACUUUUGGCUGACAAUAACAAUAUGUGAGCAGGCGUUGGUGACGUCCCAGAAAAYGGUGGAAAUACUACGUGAUUUCAUUGAGAACCCCAAAUAUUUGAUAGGUGUGGAUCGGAGCUUGGAAAGCUUUGCCAUCAUUUGCAGCAACACAAAGUUGCGGUUUAAUUUGUGCGGCUUAUUUGACAUCAAUCACUCGAGCGGUCUCAAUUUCCUGCUGACGAUGAUAUUAUACCUUAUAUAUUUAAUACAAUAUUAUCAUGAAAAUCUAUAG
This is a messenger RNA of Bactrocera latifrons, 909 nucleotides long. Its product is annotated as gustatory receptor for bitter taste 22e-like. Bases 1 to 909 code for a protein of 302 amino acids. Gene Ontology annotation, biological process: sensory perception of taste. Gene Ontology annotation, cellular component: membrane. NCBI's taxonomy places the organism in Eukaryota, Metazoa, Arthropoda, Insecta, Diptera, Tephritidae. The record is from RefSeq and is a predicted model, not a curated record. The transcript is spliced from 4 exons.